AAUAUACAAAAUAUUUGUGCAAAAGUUUAGUGUGCUAAUAAAAUGAAAUUGUUUGUUCUAUUCUUGUGCAUAAUAUUUGGCGAAACAACAAAAGCGCGUUAUGCGCGUUGUGUGAAUCCAAAUCAGCGUGCGGGACUUUGUGUGCAGAUUAAUGAGUGCCAGACGCUCUACUCGGUGCUGCAGCAGUCCAGCUUAUCGCCCAGCGAGCGUCAGUUCAUUCGCGCCUCUGGCUGUGGUCGUGGCCCAGAUCAGCGUCCAUUUGUUUGCUGCACGCAGGACACGGGCUAUACGCGUAGUCGUCGCUUGACUUCAAACUUUGCCGACUAUUACGACAAUUUGGGCACAACGCCUGCUCAGCGUGCAUUUGUCUUUCCCAGCGAAAAUUUGGGCGACGGCUUUGGCUUUGGCGGCAAUGGUGGACGUGUGGACAAUAGUCUAAGUCAGCCAGUGGCAGCGCCUGGCGAUGGCUCCAGCUUGUUGCCACAGCCGCCCACAUGCGGCGGUGUCACCAUUGAGAACAAAAUCUAUGGCGGCGAUGAUGCGAAUCUUUAUGAAUUUCCCUGGACUGUGCUGCUCGAGUAUAGAAGACUGGCGGGCAGUGGACUCUCCACCAGCUGCGCUGGCACGCUUAUCAAUCAGCGCUAUGUGCUGACCGCUGCGCAUUGCCUGGUGGGUCGCAUUUUACGCGAGAUUGGACCACUCUCCUCGGUGCGUUUGGGCGAGCACGACACGCGCAGCUCCGUGGAUUGCCCCAGUGGUGGUGGCUCCUGUGCGCCGGCAGCUCAGCGCCUGGGCAUAGCCGAAGCGCGUGCCCAUGAGCUGUAUAAGGAGUCUUCACCCAAUCAGCAGCAUGACAUUGGACUGAUUCGUCUGCUGAGCAACAUACGCUACUCCAAUAGCAUACAACCCAUUUGCCUGCCCUCGGUGGUGGCACCAGAGUCCAGGCAGGUGGGUCAGCAGUUCAUGGUCGUCGGCUGGGGACGCACGCUGCAGACCGCGCGCAGUCCCAUCAAACAGAAGCUGGCCGUAAGCUUUGUAGCUCCAGAGCAGUGUCGACGCAAAUUCGCCGAGCGCAAGAUUAGCAUUGUGCCCACCCAGCUCUGUGCUGGCGGCAAAUAUGCGCAGGACAGUUGUGAUGGCGACUCGGGUGGUCCGCUCAUGCGCUUUCGCGACAACGCUUGGGUGCUCGAGGGCGUUGUCUCCUUUGGCUACAAGUGCGGCUUGAAGGACUGGCCUGGUGUCUACACCAGCGUCGCCGCCUAUGAUAUUUGGAUCAGGCAACAAAUACGCCCCUAAGCGCUUUAAAAGCAGCGCCCUAAUUCCAUGUACCAAGUCUGAAGCUCCAAAUGUGAUCUUGCCAACACACAAAUUUAAUUUUAUCCAUAACUUAUUAAUUUAAUUCUUACAUUAAGUGUUAAUUUAGUCCAAUA
Molecule: messenger RNA, 1430 nt
Organism: Drosophila busckii
Lineage: Eukaryota; Metazoa; Arthropoda; Insecta; Diptera; Drosophilidae
Product: serine protease 7
Exons: 3
Coding region: 43-1296 (417 amino acids)
Biological process (GO): proteolysis
Molecular function (GO): serine-type endopeptidase activity
Source: RefSeq, a predicted model, not a curated record